This is a messenger RNA of Phascolarctos cinereus (koala), 2277 nucleotides long. RefSeq names its product deltex E3 ubiquitin ligase 3 (gene DTX3). Gene Ontology annotation, biological process: protein ubiquitination; Notch signaling pathway. NCBI's taxonomy places the organism in Eukaryota, Metazoa, Chordata, Mammalia, Diprotodontia, Phascolarctidae. The record is from RefSeq and is a predicted model, not a curated record.
UUCCGCUCUCUCUCGCUCGCUGCACCUUCCCGACUUAGCUUCCCCCCGCCCCAGCCCUGCCCUCGCUCCCUCCCCAGCAGCUCUGCCUCCCUCCCCCGCCCCCAGGAGCAUCCCCGCGGAGGGAGGGCUGGGGAGGUGCAGGAAGGACGCUUUGGGAUUGGAGGUGGAGCCCGAGAGGCGGUGACUGUCGCCUCCGAUUUGGGGGAGGGGGUCGCUGUUCUCGGCCCCGCCUCCCUUCUUUGAGGUCCCCCCUCCCCAGCCCCCCUCUCCUCUUCUUUAUCCCUCUCCCUCCUCUCCCCCCCCCACCCCGUUGCUAAGGUCCGGACCGUCAUCCCAGCAACAGCCUCAGUCAUGUGACCGGCGAUGGCGGCGCUGACGGGAGAGUCUGCUGCCACUUUGUCCACAUCUUCAACAGUCAGCAAGCAGGAGUGAUUAAGUGUUGGGGUCAAAGUCCAGCUGAGUGUGGAACUUCCAGGAUUCCUCCUGCCACCAUCGUCCAUGGGCUCUCCAGUGUCGUUCGUCCUGUCCAGGAUGGCGGCCUGUGGGGGCAGCUGCAAGAACAAGGUGACAGUCUCAAAGCCAGUAUGGGACUUCCUGAGCAAGGAAACACCAGGGCGGCUGGCACGGCUUCGGGAUGAACACCGAAUAUCCAUCCUCAUCGAUGGAGAGACAUCCGACAUCUAUGUUCUCCAGCUCGCUCCCCAGGGCCCUCACCCAGUCCCUCCCAAUAGCCUCUACCUUGCUAGAAAGGCUCUGAAGGGGCUGCUCAAAGAGGCAGAGAAGGAGCUGAAGAAGGCACAAAGGCAGGGGGAGUUGAUGGGCUGCCUGUCAUUGGGGGGUGGGGGUGAGCAUCCAGAGCUGCACCGCCCAGGGCCCCCUCCUCUCCGGGCUGCUCCACUGCUGCCCCCAGGGGCCAGAGCCCCCUUACCACCUCCACCCCCUUUGCCCCCACCUCCUCCGCCCCGCCUACGAGAGGAGGCGGAAGAGCAGGAGAGCACUUGUCCCAUUUGCUUGGGGGAGAUCCAGAAUGCCAAGACACUGGAAAAGUGCCGACACUCGUUCUGUGAAGGCUGCAUUACCCGGGCACUGCAGGUGAAGAAGGCCUGCCCCAUGUGUGGUCGUUUCUAUGGGCAGCUGGUGGGCAAUCAGCCCCAGAAUGGGCGAAUGUUGGUCUCCAAGGAUGCCAGCCUCCUGCUGCCUAGCUAUGAGAAAUAUGGAACCAUUGUCAUCCAGUAUGUCUUCCCACCUGGCGUCCAAGGGGCCGAGCACCCAAACCCUGGCGUUCGGUAUCCUGGCACCACACGGGUGGCCUACCUCCCAGACUGCCCCGAGGGCAACAAGGUGCUGACUCUGUUCCGAAAGGCUUUUGACCAGCGUCUCACCUUCACCAUUGGCACAUCCAUGACCACGGGGAGACCAAAUGUCAUCACUUGGAACGACAUCCACCACAAGACCAGCUGCACUGGGGGACCCCAGCUGUUUGGGUACCCGGAUCCCACCUACCUGACCAGGGUGCAAGAGGAACUGAGAGCCAAGGGCAUAACAGAUGAUUAAAGGAUAUUCCCUUCCUUUGCCCCCUCCCCCCACACAUUCCCCUGUGGAGGAUUCAUUACCUCCUCCAACCUGUCAACUGAUGUCUGUAGUCACUCUUCUCCAUCUUAUCUCCAGUUCGUAGGAGGUUUUUCUGUUUUGGAGGGAGCCUUGGAUAGGAGGGUACAGCCUCCUGACUCUUCUGUCCCCCACUUCCACCAUGUACUUCAGUGUGAUGUGACCCCUACCCCCCCAACCCAGAUCUCACCAUCUGUUUGGGGUUAACCUAAAAGGGUUCUAUCCAUGCUGCUCCCUCUCUCUUCCCUCUUCCCCUCCCAUGUACAUACCCUGAACCCCACUGCCCCAUGUACCCACCCAUACCCCAUCCCAUCCACUUUGGAUCUUUCUGAAAUGUGCUCCUUAGGAGGCCUCCCCCGAAAAUGACUGGAGGAGUGUCUCUACCUCCCAACCCCAACCACACACACAUAAAACUGUACUUGGCAAUGAACUCUGGGUGUGUGUAUCAGAGGGGAGGGAGUGGGGGCUGGUACAACACCCCCAUGCCAGAUGGAGCCUGCUCUGUGUAUUCAUCAAGCCCUUACACACUCAUCUUGUCACCUUUUUGUGUCUCUGUCUUUCUGUCUGUCUUUCUCCCCCAUUCCUCUACCUUUACCCAGUUUGGAACUGCCACCAGACUAGCUUUUGAUUUAAUAAAAAUAAAAUAUGCAACACAACUGUGGAUGGGCA